Messenger RNA from Ceratina calcarata, 2951 nucleotides. Its product is annotated as 2-oxoglutarate dehydrogenase, mitochondrial. Gene Ontology annotation, cellular component: oxoglutarate dehydrogenase complex; mitochondrion. The record is from RefSeq and is a predicted model, not a curated record. Lineage: Eukaryota; Metazoa; Arthropoda; Insecta; Hymenoptera; Apidae. The transcript has 11 exons. Gene Ontology annotation, molecular function: oxoglutarate dehydrogenase (succinyl-transferring) activity; thiamine pyrophosphate binding. Gene Ontology annotation, biological process: tricarboxylic acid cycle. Bases 181 to 2472 code for a protein of 763 amino acids.
GUUUCGCUUAACUUCGCGCGAGAAUUUUCGAUGAAUCGCAAUUGUGAUCUUCGACAUCGUCAAGUGUUACGAUGACAAGCGUCCCGGUGCUCGACAGGAUUUGUCGCUGACGUAUAAAAUCUGGUGAGCGUUUUCGCGGAGCCGAACAAUAUCGAGCACGUGGCACCACCAAAUGGGAACAUGUACACGAACCAACGACCCCGACGUAACAUCCUGCUGCUGAUCAAUCGGUUCAAGCCCAGCAAUGGCGAGGUCAAACGUUCGUGCGACCCGCAGACAUGCCUCGCUCGUUUCAAGCACGACGGCAAGGACGACAAAUCUCGGAAUGUGGACAGCAUGCUGAUCAUGAACAACAGUCAGUAUUUAGACACGAUGUACGAGUCGUGGAAGAGGGAUCCGAAGACUGUGUCGGAAUCGUGGGACACGUACUUUAGAUCGCUCGAUGGCGAUCAAGCGGUUCCCAAAAAAUCCGUGUCUCUGAUACCGUCGGCCACCAUCCGCCUCGAAUCGUCUCCUACGGUGAUGGCAUCGGGACAAUCAUCGGCAGUACAGACGCCGACGGCGUCCCCGGCUGGCGAUGUAUACGAUGAUAGCAGCCUAAACGUUCUCGACGUCAAUGCCACGAUUCGAGCUUAUCAGGCACGAGGUCAUUUGAUAGCCGACACCGAUCCGUUGGGUAUACAACAUCCGGAAUCGAAGAAGCUUCAAGGCACGGCCAACUUGCCUCCCGAGAUCGUAGUGCGACAGCACUUGAAGAGAAUGACCGAAGCCGACAUGGACAAGGAGUUCGCCUUGGGACCGGUCACGGUAAUCGGCGGCAACAAACGAACUCUGCCGUUGCGCGAGAUUCUCACCACGUUGAAUAAAGUCUACUGCGGCCAUCUGGGCUUCGAGUACACAUACAUCCACGAUCUGUACAUGCUGGACUGGUUGAGAGAGAAGAUCGAGAGGCCCGGCGCCUGGGAGUUGCCCGCGGAGCACAGGCAGUUCAUUUGGUCGUACACUAUGAAAGCAGUCACGUUAGAGGGAUUCCUCAUGCGAAAAUACCCGACCGUCAAGAGAUUCGGAUUAGAGGGUUGCGAUUCUUUUAUACCAGCGAUGGCACAGAUUUUGGAGACAGCAUCUGAACACGGUAGAUUUUGGGAGACUCAUAUACAUGUAAAAAAUACUAUUGAAAUCAGAACUAAGAAAAAGAUGCUGAUCUCCGUGAUGGCGAAUCCUUCGCAUUUGGAAGCUAUCAAUCCUGUGAUAGUAGGUCGCGUGCGAGCCGAGCAAGUAGAAAAGAACGAUGCGAAACUUGGUGUAAAAUCUCAGCCUGUGUUGGUGCACGGCGACGCUGCGUUCUCCGGUCAGGGCGUCGUCUACGAGACGAUGCAUUUGACUAAUCUGCCAGAGUACACGACGGGCGGCGUCAUGCACGUCGUGAUUAAUAAUCAAAUUGGUUUCACCACCGAUCCGAGGUAUUCCCGAUCCAGCGCUCAUUGCACGGACGUUGCGCGCGUCGUAAACGCUCCUAUAUUUCAUGUACACGCCGACGACCCGGAUUUAGUAGUUUAUUGCAGUAAAGUCGCCGAAGAAUAUAGGGCGGAAUUUCACAACGACGCUGUGCUAGACAUUGUUGGAUACCGAAGAGCCGGUCAUAACGAAAUGGACGAGCCUAUGAUGACGCAACCCUUAAUGUACAAACGGAUAAGGGAGCACCCGAACGUGCUUACUAUUUACAGCGAGAAGCUGUUGAAGGAGGGAGUAAUCACCGAGGCGUUCGCCAAAGAAGUGAACAAAGAGAGAUUAAUGUCCCUGCUUUCUAGUGUUAAUACAGAAUUAAAACCUGAUGCAUUUUUGAAUAUUGAAAGAGAAUGGGACGUUCAGACGGUUUUAGAUACGAUCCUAGCCUCCGGGCAAACGAAAUGGGGUAGACAGGUAGGGUUGGCGUUAUUUUUACCACACGGUAUGGAAGGUCAAGGGUCCGAGCAUUCGUCCGCGAGGAUCGAACGAUUCCUGGAGCUCAGCGACGACGACGUGAUCCACUUGCCAGGAAAAGAACCAGGAGCGCCGGCGAAUGAGACUGUGGAUCAGAUCAUGACGCGGCAACUGUUCGAGAUAAAUUGGAUCAUUUGCAAUAUCACGACGCCGGCGAACUUUUUCCACCUGCUCCGUAGGCAGAUCAAGAUGCCCUUCCGGAAACCAUUGGUUUAUAAAAUUAAUUUUCUAUUCGCACGUGUCGAAAUACUUGCGAAAUCGAGCCGAGUAAUUAAUUCAUUUAUUUUCGAGUUUAUGUGGUUGCAAGAGGAGCACAAGAAUCAGGGCCCAUACUCAUACGUGAAGGACAGAAUAUCGUUGGCGCUGGGCGUACCUUUGGAAAAGAUCGUAUACGGUGGGAGAGCACCCUCGUCUUCAUCAGCGACCGGAAGCACCAUUAUUCACCAACAAGAGUACAACGAUAUGAUGGCGAUGGCUAUGAAACUCGACUGAAAGCUAAUCUAACGUCAACCAGUAGAUAGAAGAUCUAAAAAUAGGGAGUACAUGGAAAUAUAGAUAAUAGCUGUUGAGAUGAGUAAUCGGAGCGGACGCGUAACGAAAUCCUUCUUGGCCUUCGUAAUUCCAAUCCGCACUGGAAACUGCUGGUCAGCACUCACCAGGAGGCACAGAUAGCGACAGCGCGUCUGUUUAUGACGCGAGUAAAUCCUUCGAUGAUUAUUCCACAUCGUUAUUUUAAACGUCGCGACAAGCACUGUCGCGGCGAGUCGCGGAUGAUACGUGCAAAGUGCAAAGUAUAACUAAGCCCGCGAAAUCACUGGAAGAUGCUAAUCAUUUACGCAUGCACGUCAGAGAUCAUUUGUAUCGGUGUUUGUUUAAGAGGAAAAUUGUACUGUAUUUUAUAAUUCGAUCUUUUAUUUUUCUAAGCUGUAUUUUGUAAACCUUGUAACGAAUAUACCGAAUUUGUUCGCAAA